AAGGACGAAAACACGACAUUUACUCGACGCGUACGGUGUGCUGUCGUCGUCACGGUCUCGGAGAGCGUCUCCGCUGUCUCGGGAUGCCAGAGCUGUGUUUGUAAGGCGAGUCGUUGAGGGCGAGUGAGUCCAGAAAGGCACAGAAGUGAGGUUUUCUGACGGCGCACUUUGGCCUACUGCGACAGGCUGCGAGCGGGAAAGUCGCGACGAUCGCAGACGCGACACGACCGUAACUCACGAUAGCGACAGCGGUUAUACGCGCUCGUAGCUGGAGGAUAGAUAUAAUGUCGUCGCGGGACUGGAUGGGUGACGGAGCGGGUGAGUGGACGGGCCAGACACCAGCCCCGAGGAUCUUCAUCAGGUUCUGGUGGAGUCCGUGCUGCAGAUGCGGGAGCGCGGCGGGGGUUGCCCCGCUGUCUGCACGCGCUCGUCAGAGGCUAUGAGCAGCAACGAGUGCUUCGGUUGCGGCCGCACGGGCCACUGGAUCAAGAACUGUCCGAACGCCGGCCGCGGCCGUGGAAAGGGUCGUGGCCGAGGGAAAGAUCUCUUCUGCUAUCGCUGUGGAGAGCCGGGCCACGUGGCGAGGGACUGUGAGAGGACCGAGGAUGCGUGCUACAACUGUGGCAGAGGCGGCCACAUCUCCAGGGACUGCAAGGAGCCCAAGAAGGAGCGCGAGCAGGUCUGCUAUAACUGCGGCAAAGCUGGACACAUGGCCCGCGACUGCGACCACGCGAACGAGCAGAAGUGCUACUCCUGCGGCGGCUUCGGACACAUCCAGAAGGGCUGCGAGAAGGUCAAGUGCUACAGGUGCGGAGAGAUCGGCCACGUCGCCGUACAGUGCAGCAAGGCCAGCGAGGUCAACUGCUACAACUGCGGCAAGUCUGGCCACGUGGCCAAAGAGUGCACCAUCGAGGCCACCGCUUAGUCCCGGCUCUCCAUCGCCCCUCCUUUUUCUGAUUGAUGGUUGUAUUAUUUUCUCUGAAUCCUCUUCACUGGCCAACGGUUGGCUGAUAGAGGCUAUUCCCAGGCCAGUGAGCUCUUGACAUGUAAAAGGAGGAAAGGGGUGGAAAAAAAACUUUCCACUUUCUGCAUUUAAUACAAAAAAUGUUUAUGUUUAGUUUGGUAGAGGUGUUAUGUAUAAUGCUUUGUUAAAGAACCCCCUUUCCAUGCCACUGGUGAACAGGGAUGUGUGAGAUGUGUUGAGUGGAAGAGAUAGGCCUCUGGAGGCUCGUGGACCGCGGCCUCGGAGACAUCGGGAAAAAACAUGGUAAAAACGAACCAUACAGAGAUCAGGGAAGCGCUCGCUUCUGAACGAUUAGCAUUUUUUGUUUUCUGGAUGAGACUGAGGUAGCCUACGAGCGAUUGACCUGGAAAAGCAGCACAGGACACAUACGGUCGGGUCUGUCCGGGCCAAACCAGCAGUACGCAGCUAUGUGGAGAAAACAACGACAAAAUAAAAAAAUAAUACGCAACGUGUAAUAUAAAGCAAACAACUUUACAGCAUAUUCUGGAAACCUUGUGUAAUGACAGUUUCAGAAAUGAAAUCCUUUGUAAAACAUGGGCUGCUUGGUCAGCCGCGUUCAUGAUCCCAGACGAUGACGGAUGGAUGGAGUUCAGGUCGUUCUACCCACGGUGAAAACUUCAAUAAAAUAACAAAAGAAGAAAAAAAAUAAAUAAAACAGAUUUGGAGCUAGAAGAAAGGUGAAUGUUUUCACAGAAAUCAAAAUGUUAUUUUUGUACAAUAUCACUUAGACUACUCUAAAAAUAAUAAUGAUAAUAAUAAUUAAAAAAAAAAAACUUUCAUUUGCUUGUACUCAGUUUUUAAGUCGGAAGGUGAAUGCAACUGAAGUUCUAGGACAUAGAAAUGUAAUUUUAAACUAUCAAUAAAUCUGGAGGAGGAAGGGGUGUAAAGCCUGAAGCUUC
Onychostoma macrolepis is the source of this 1923-nucleotide messenger RNA. It is a transcript of the gene cnbpb, whose product is annotated as CCHC-type zinc finger, nucleic acid binding protein b. The record is from RefSeq and is a predicted model, not a curated record. Gene Ontology annotation, molecular function: translation regulator activity; zinc ion binding; single-stranded RNA binding. Lineage: Eukaryota; Metazoa; Chordata; Actinopteri; Cypriniformes; Cyprinidae. The transcript is spliced from 5 exons. Bases 386 to 925 code for a protein of 179 amino acids. Gene Ontology annotation, cellular component: cytoplasm. Gene Ontology annotation, biological process: positive regulation of cytoplasmic translation.